AUGUGCCAAAGAUUAAUAUUGAAUCCUACUGAAAAGGGUGAUAUCCCUAUAAAAGGUGUCAUUUUUGACAUGGAUGGAACAUUAUGUCUUCCUCAAACUUGGAUGUUUGCUGCCAUGAGAGAUGCAAUUGGACUAGCUGAUAAAAGUAUUGAUAUUCUAAAGUUCAUAGAUGCCUUGAGCCCCGAGAAUCAGACUAUUGCAAAGAAGAAGAUUGCAGAUGUUGAAGAAAAGGCAAUGAAGGAGAUGGAACCACAACCAGGGUUGAUUGAGUUGUUGCAUUUCAUCACAGAAAAUGACGUCUCCAAAGCUAUAUGCACAAGAAAUUUGAUUAAACCUGUUAACCACCUAAUGAACAGUUUUAUUCCUGAUCAUAAAUUUGACCCUAUAGUCACAAGAGAGUUCUCUCCAACGAAACCUCACCCAGCUCCCAUUCAACAUAUUGCAGAAUCAUGGAACACAGAGCCUAAAAAUCUUAUAAUGGUUGGUGAUUCAAUCGAUGAUAUGAAAUCUGGGAAAGAUGCCGGUGCCACUACAGUUUUAAUAAGAACGCAUGCAAAUGAUCACAUUAGAGAUAUAGAACAAACAGAUUAUGUUAUUGAUAGGCUUGAUGAUUUAAUAAAAAUGAUGCAAAAUGGUUUGGAUCUCAAAAAUUAA
Molecule: messenger RNA, 654 nt
Organism: Hansenula anomala
Lineage: Eukaryota; Fungi; Ascomycota; Saccharomycetes; Phaffomycetales; Wickerhamomycetaceae
Product: putative haloacid dehalogenase-like hydrolase
Exons: 5
Coding region: 1-654 (217 amino acids)
Source: RefSeq, a predicted model, not a curated record